Drosophila obscura is the source of this 1798-nucleotide messenger RNA. It is a transcript of the gene Alas, whose product is annotated as 5-aminolevulinate synthase, erythroid-specific, mitochondrial. Gene Ontology annotation, cellular component: mitochondrion. Gene Ontology annotation, molecular function: 5-aminolevulinate synthase activity; pyridoxal phosphate binding. The record is from RefSeq and is a predicted model, not a curated record. NCBI's taxonomy places the organism in Eukaryota, Metazoa, Arthropoda, Insecta, Diptera, Drosophilidae. Gene Ontology annotation, biological process: heme biosynthetic process; erythrocyte development; hemoglobin biosynthetic process. The transcript has 2 exons. The coding region runs from base 101 to 1711 and encodes 536 amino acids.
UGUAGUUUCGACACUGUGGUCGUUCUUGCAUAAUUGAAAUUGAAUUAAUUUCACUUUACUCUCAAAGUUCAAUAAAGUAGGUUCGGAGAAGUGCGUCGUCAUGCAGUGUCCGUUUUUAAACCGCUUUACUGCCAACUUCGUCCGCAAUUAUGCGGAGGUUUUGUGUCAGUCAUAUGGAAUGUACUGCCCCGUAGUGGGCAAGACGUUGAGUAGUGGGAGUGGGAGUGAGAAAAAACUUUCUCUCGUCGCCUCAUUGCCAUAUGCUGCAACUGUUACAAGGCCGUUGUCCAAACGUGAAUACUCAACCGGGAGUAGCUUUGGGAGCGAUGCAAAGGGGAGCCAUGAGAAUGAGAGGGCCAGGGAAACCUUUCCCUACGAAAAGUUCUUCAACGACCAGAUUAUGAAGAAGAAACGAGACCACUCCUAUCGCGUGUUCAAGAAGGUGAACCGACUAGCUGGCGACGGGCUGUUUCCCCACGCACUCGAAUAUUCAGAACGGACGGAGCGACCAAUUACCGUGUGGUGCUCCAACGACUAUUUGGGCAUGUCUGCACAUCCUAGUGUGAAAAGGGCGGUGCAGGAUGCUCUGAAUAUGCACGGCUCUGGCGCAGGAGGAACUCGGAACAUUUCGGGAAACUCCUUGCAUCAUGAGCGACUCGAGGAGAAGCUGGCGGAUCUUCAUCAAAAGGAAGCAGCCUUGCUGUUCACUUCGUGCUUUGUGGCCAACGAUUCAACGCUGUUCACGCUCGCCAAGCUGCUGCCAGGAUGUCACAUCUUUUCGGACGCUGGGAAUCACGCCUCAAUGAUUCAGGGAAUACGGAACAGCGGAGUCCCAAAGCAUAUAUUCAGGCAUAACGAUGUUGACCAUCUGCGCAUUCUUUUAAAACAACUGGACAAAAGCACUCCCAAGAUAGUAGCAUUUGAGACCGUACAUUCCAUGACAGGGGCGAUAUGCCCACUUGAAGAGCUGCUCGAUGUUGCCCACGAAUACGGUGCCAUUACGUUCAUUGACGAGGUCCAUGCGGUGGGACUGUAUGGGGACCAUGGGGCUGGGGUUGGUGAACGCGAGGAAGUGCUGCACAAAAUGGACAUCAUAUCUGGAACCUUGGGGAAGGCCUUUGGUAACAUUGGGGGGUACAUAGCAGGGUCCGAUAAGCUUGUCGAUAUGAUUCGCUCAUAUGCAGCUGGAUUUAUUUUCACAACGUCGCUGCCACCCACGGUGCUUUGUGGCGCUCUGGAAGCUGUCAACGUUCUGGCCUCGGAUGAAGGGCGUCAUCUUCGUAGCUUGCACCAACGAAACGUUUCUUACCUAAAGAACUUGCUCAAAAGAGAAGGUUUUCCAGUAGAGGACACUCCCAGCCACAUCAUCCCAAUUAAACUUGGGGACCCGUUGAAGUGCACCCAAAUCUCAAACAUGCUAAUCGAACAAUUCGGACACUAUCUACAAUCCAUCAACUAUCCAACGGUUGCCCGCGGCCAGGAGAAACUUCGACUAGCUCCGACUCCUUUUCAUACUUUCGAAAUGAUGAACGCCCUCGUUACGGACUUGAAGAAGGUUUGGCAAAUGGUUGAUCUGUCGACAAAUGUUCCGCUGUCCCCGAACGGCUGCAUGUUCUGUAACACUGAGAGCUGCGGACACCAGGAUACGUGUCCCGACCUCGAGUGUGGUAUACCCAACUGCCCGCGUCUGGAAAUCUCUGUAGCAGCAUAGUUAACCAAAGCAUUCAAAAUAUUAAUCUUUGGCUUUAAUUCUUUUUAUGGUUUUGGACAAAUAAACAAAUGGUUUUGGUGCUUUAAA